GAGCCCGAAUCUCGCUCUUCGCUCGAAAGGUCCAGCAUUUGAUAAAUGACGAAGACAUCUCCAUCGCACAUCAAUAUAUAAGUAUGCCCCGGAGCCUGUCGAUGGAACCGACAAAACACCAUAACGAUAUCUGAACGUCUGAUCUUCUAUUGUAUAACACUCUAACUCAUUCACACGUCCUAAUAUGUCCGCUCUCUUUAACGAGAACAAGAAGCUCAUCCUGGUCAUCGGUGCCACCGGUGCCCAGGGACUUGCUGUGAUCAACAAGCUGCUGGCCCCGUGCGAAGACAGCUCUCCAUCCCCAUAUGCGGUCCGUGCCCUGACCCGUAAUCCGGACAGCCGACGAGCCAAGAGCCUGCAAGCUAGAGGCAUCGAAUGCGUUAAAGGCCGUUUUGACGACUUUGAUGCUGUAGCCGCUGCUCUGAAAGGCGUAUAUGGUGCCUGGAUCAACACCGAUGGCUUCACUGUAGGCGAAGAGAAAGAAGUUUGGUGCGGCAUCAGGAUCUACGAGCUCGCAAAGCAGGCCGGUGUCCGGCACUAUGUCUGGAGUAGCCUCGACUAUGCGUCUAAGCUAGGCAAUUACAACCCAUUGUACAAGUGCGAGCACUACGACGGUAAGGGAAGGGUGGCAGACUUCCUCAAGUCGCAGCCGUCUGUCGUGAGCGACACUGAUCUAUCCUGGACGGUCGUCACCUCCGGUCCAUACAUGGAUAUGCUGUAUCAGCUCAUGUUCGGGCCCCUCAAAAGGAGGAAGGACGGCACCGUGGUCUUCGCCACUCCAGUGGGCAAGGGCCACGUCCCAAUGAUUGCGCUGUCCGACCUCGGCUUCUGGGCGCGCUACACCUUCGACCACCGCGCGAGCACCUCCGGCGCUGACCUGCAGGUCGCCAGCGAUUGGGUCUCGUGGGAAUACCUCGCGGAGACCUUCGAGCGGGUGACUGGGCAGAAGGUCGAGGUCAUCUACCAGGACCUCGACGAGUGGUUGGACAACUUUGAGGGCACCGACCGUCCCGUCGCGAACGAGCGCCCGUACGGCACCACCUCUUGGCGCCAGAACUUCCGCGCGUGGUGGGCGCUUUGGCGUGACGACAUCGUCAAGCGCGACUGGGCGUGGAUCAGGAAGGUGAACCCGAAGGGCCACACGCUCGAGUCGUGGAUGCGGGCGGAGCACUAUGGCGCCGAGCUGUUCCAGCGGCCGCAUUUGGUCCUCAAGAACGUCGAGGAGGGUAAGACAGUGAGGCCGAAGAAGGAGCGUAUUGACCAGUUGUGA
This is a messenger RNA of Laetiporus sulphureus 93-53, 1270 nucleotides long. Its product is annotated as NAD(P)-binding protein. Bases 185 to 1270 code for a protein of 361 amino acids. NCBI's taxonomy places the organism in Eukaryota, Fungi, Basidiomycota, Agaricomycetes, Polyporales, Laetiporaceae. The transcript is spliced from 4 exons. The record is from RefSeq and is a predicted model, not a curated record.